GAACUUGAAAUGAGCAAAAAUUACAAAGAGCUUUCUAUUUGACAACCCCUUUCUACCCAAAAAUAAGACUAUGGUCCAUAUAGAAGAAACAGAUUACACUAGCCUCACACAUUGUCAUUUUCAACCCCCAAAAUAAAUCAUUGGAAAAAAAAAAAAGAAAAAAGAGAGAGAGAAAGCACGUAACUGUAACUCCACUACAACCACCCACACUGUCUCUAAUAUAAGCAUGUAGCAGCAGCAACUGCCUCGGUAACCAACCCAAAACAAAACUUUUUGAACCAAGAAACAGUUCCCUCCUUUCCUGAUUUCCUCUGUUCCUGUUCAUGUUUGAAAGCCAAUGGAAGAGAAGAACUACCAUUUCUCUUCUUCUUCUGCAUUGCACUUUAAAAGAUAUUUACUUUCUCUGCUCUUCUCUCUCCCCACUUCACUAUAUGCUCUCCUCCUCCUCUUUCUCUUGACCUACAAUGGUUUCACAGUGUUCUGGAUUCAUGUCCCUCUCUCUCUUCUUUCCCCUCCAACACACCACACCAAAUGGCCUCCUGCUUCUUCUUCUGUGUCCCUUGCGGUAAAAGAAGAAACUUUACCACCCAUUAACAAGACCCAUUUGGCGCUUCUCCCUCAAAACGCAAACUUUCCUCCUUUUCCCAUCACUGAAAAGCAGCAUAGAAGGUCUACAAGAGUGAAAAGGCACCACAAGCGCGGCCUCAGAAGCCUACUUCUAGAAGAGCCUCAAUUCCCAUUGUUUCGGUGCAGAAUCAAGGCCUUCUUUUACGGCAAUUCCUCUUCUUCUGGUUCUUGCAAGUUCAGGUUCUUCAUGACUUGGAUUUCACCAUUGAAGGCAUUUGGUGUAAGAGAAUUGCUUUCUGUGGAGAGCUUGUUCAAGACUCACCGUGAAGCUUGUUUGGUCAUAGUUUCAAAGUCAAUGGAUUCUGACACAGGAACUCAGAUUCUGAAUCCUUUUGUGGAAAAUGGAUUCAGGGUCACUGCCAUUGCACCUGAUUUCAAAUACAUAUUCAAGGGAACUCAUGCUGAAUCAUGGUUUCAAAAGUUAAAGGAAGGGAAUGUGAACCCCGGUGAAGUUUCCUUGGGACAAAACCUCUCCAAUUUGCUUAGGCUUGCAUUGUUGUACAAGUUUGGAGGUGCAUACAUUGAUGCUGAUGUAGUGGUCUUGAAGAGCUUCUCCAAAUUAAGGAACACAAUUGGAGCUCAGAAUCUUGAUCCAAGAACUGGUGAAUGGAGUCGUUUGAACAAUGCAGUGUUGGUAUUUGACAAGAAGCACCCUUUGCUUUUCAAGUUCAUUCAAGAAUUUGCACUCACUUUUGAUGGGAAUAAAUGGGGUCAUAAUGGUCCUUACUUGAUUUCAAGGGUGGUUUCUAGGGUGAGAAGGAACCAGCAAGAAGGGUUUGAGAAUUUCACUGUUCUGCCACCAUCUGCAUUUUAUCCUGUGGAUUGGAGAGGGAUUAGCAGUUUGUUUUUGAGGCCAAGAGAUGAGAUUCAUGGAACAUGGUUGGAGAAGAAGAAGGAGCAAAUUAGCAAAGAGAGUUUUGCUGUGCACCUAUGGAAUAGGCAUAGUAAGAAGCUUAAGGUUGUAAAGGGAAGCAUUGUUGAUAGUAUCAUCUCAAGUUGUUGCAUCUUCUGCAACAUUUAAAGUUUGUAAUUAAUUUUAGAAAGUUAGAAUGAUGAUAAAUUUUAAGUUUAAGCAGUUUUAUUCCAGCAUCAAAGGUUAGACUAGUAUUGGAUAUUUGCCAUAGGAAAAGGUACAGAUUGAUUGACAUUCCAGAAAAGAAUAUAUAGGUUUGUCUUUCUUGGUUGGGACCAUUAUAACUUA
Arachis ipaensis is the source of this 1828-nucleotide messenger RNA. RefSeq lists its product as uncharacterized. The record is from RefSeq and is a predicted model, not a curated record. NCBI's taxonomy places the organism in Eukaryota, Viridiplantae, Streptophyta, Magnoliopsida, Fabales, Fabaceae.